Molecule: messenger RNA, 2273 nt
Organism: Cebus imitator (Panamanian white-faced capuchin)
Lineage: Eukaryota; Metazoa; Chordata; Mammalia; Primates; Cebidae
Gene: RNF187
Product: ring finger protein 187
Exons: 6
Coding region: 1-1236 (411 amino acids)
Source: RefSeq, a predicted model, not a curated record
AUGGGUGCACGCAGGGCACGUCCACACGGGAAGGUCCCUGCACGACGCGUGCACGCAAGGGCCCGCGCACUCAGGAGUGUCCACGCAGGGCGGGUCCGCGCAGCACAAGAGCAGCGGAGGAGGCCCACGCAGGCCGUUUCCCGCCCCGUCCCCAGCCCACGCGGGCGAGCCACAGCGGAGGACCGGACAGUCCCAGUAAGAUUUCGGGAGGCGACGACGGGGGCCCGCGCGCAGGAGUGUGACUCGCGCAGCUGCCAGGACUUGCGGGGUGACGUGCGCCGCUGCCAGGACCUUGCCGGUGGAGCGCGCAGCUGCCAAAACCUAGGCGGAGGAGCGCACCGCCGCCAGGACCCGGGCAGAGGAGCCUCCCGCGGCCAGGACCUCCGGCGGCAGCACACGGCUGCCAGGAUCUUGUCUGUGGAGCGCUUCGCGGCCAGGACCUGCGGCUGCAGAACACAGCUGCCAGGACCUCGUCGGCGGAGCGCUCCACGGCCCGGACCCCGCCCCCCGGUCCCGCCGCCUGCAGCCCUGGCGCUCCCCGCGGGCCCCGCCGAGGCCGCCUGCGCCCUGUGCCAGCGCGCGCCCCGGGAGCCGGUGCGCGCCGACUGCGGCCACCGCUUCUGCCGGGCGUGCGUGGUGCGCUUCUGGGCCGAGGAGGACGGGCCCUUCCCGUGCCCCGAGUGCGCUGACGACUGCUGGCAGCGCGCCGUGGAGCCCGGCCGGCCCCCGCUCAGCCGCCGCCUGCUGGCGCUUGAGGAGGCGGCCGCGGCGCCCGCGCGCGACGGCCCGGCCAGCGAGGCCGCGCUGCAGCUGCUGUGCCGCGCCGACGCCGGGCCACUGUGCGCCGCCUGCCGCAUGGCCGCGGGCCCCGAGCCGCCCGAGUGGGAGCCGCGCUGGAGGAAGGCGCUGCGCGGCAAGGAGAACAAGGGGUCUGUGGAAAUCAUGAGGAAGGACUUGAACGACGCGCGGGACCUGCACGGCCAGGCGGAGUCGGCCGCCGCGGUGUGGAAGGGACACGUGAUGGACCGCAGGAAGAAGGCAUUGACUGACUACAAGAAGCUACGGGCCUUCUUUGUGGAGGAGGAGGAGUACUUCCUGCAGGAGGCUGAGAAGGAGGAGGGGCUCCCCGAGGACGAGCUGGCCGACCCCACCGAGCGGUUCAGGUCACUGCUGCAGGCAGUGUCGGAGCUGGAGAAGAAGCACCGCAACCUGGGCCUCAGCAUGCUGCUGCAGUGAUGGCACCAGCCCGCCAUUCUGGAGCUGGAGGCAGGUGGAUGGAUCCUUGUCUCUGUGGGAAGUGUCAGCGCGUGGCUGCCGGGGAAGUGUGGUGGGCACCCAGCCUUGGGUCCAUCUGUGUAGCUGCGUGUUUCAACAAUGUCCAUUUAUCCUUCACCUCGAGGUGUGAGUGUUUUGGGGGCUGCAAAUGCCUCCCGGUAGAGGCUGGACCUGGGGACCCUUCCCACCUGUGCCCAACCCCUCCUGAAGUCCUGGCCGCAGCCCAUCCUCCCUGAGUCCCGGCAGCCCCGGGCCAUGCCCUUCCUCGAUCACCCAUCGACCCCUCACCUUGUCAUCCAGGGACCCAGACCCUGCACCUUCCACGUGGGGCCCCAGAUCCUUGGCAGGUACGUGAGGCACACCAUUGAGGGUCAGAAACGAGAAUGCACAUGAGGCCCUGAGAAGGCUGGAACUCAGGUUGCAGGGAAGAGAAAGAAGGCUGGAUGGCACCUUGAUGCCUCCUGAGGAGGGGGCCCUCCUCUUGGGGUGGGUGUGGGCCCCACCCAGCCUCAUCCCCCUCCCACUCCCGGGUCCCCUCCCCGCUCUGGCUCCUGGGAGCCCUCCCUGUGCUCCACCUGCCUUCACAGAAGGGACCUCUUUUCCCUGGGUGAGGGGGCUGGCAGGUGGCUGACCCCAUUUAGCAUCUCCAGGCCCUGCGGUGGUGUCUCAUCUUGCUGUUAUCUCUGGCUGUCUCUCAUUUCCUUUAGUCGUUGAAUUUUGCAAAGCUCGUAGCAGUAGAUCAGUUGCCUGCAGCAUCCUUGUGUGUAGAUAAAUUAGUCUAGUUGACAGAAACUCAGCACUGGGGACAGGAUUGCAAAGUCGGGGACAUAGAUGCAGAUAUGUUGAGAUGUGGGGCUAGCUGGGCCUGUGAGCGGUGGUGCCCAUUUCCAGAAGCCUUUCAGCCCUUCCCAUCCCUGGCCUUGGUGCGACGUCUGUGAGUGCGACCUGCCCAGCGCCUGGGCUGGCUCCGUGCUGAAUAAAGUGGGUUUGCUUCAGCC